AGGCGGAGGGAUCCGCUUGUCAGUGCAGCGGUCCUGACGGCGAAUCCGUCCCGGAGGCCUCGGCCGUCGGGGGUUAGAGAAGAAGCUGAUUUCUGCUUUCACAGGAUGGAGGACAGAGUGAACUAUGACUCUUAUUCUACAAACACUGUCACCAAAGACAAACCUUCUCCUCAAAGGGACGAGAGUCGGCUGAUUCCUAUCUGGACAUUUAUUCAGGAUCAUCAGAGUUCAGGUGAAGCAGAAGAGGAAACAGCAGCACUCACUAAGUCUCGUCUGUAUUUGGUGGGUUUGGGGGUUUUUGUUGGCCUGGUAACUGGAACACUCAUCUACAUGAGUGUAAGGAUGGUCACGGUGCUGGAAAAUAUCAAUGACCUUACAACAAAUAAAAGGCAGCUGCUUGUGGAAACUAGGAUAAUGGAGGGACAGAUCAACGCACUAACCCUGGAGAUCGACAAAGAGUGUGGGCCGUGUCCGGAUGACUGGAUUCUCUACAAGGACAAAUGCUACCUGUUUUACGACAAACCAGCUCCUUGGAAGACCUGGGAAGAAAGUCGAAGGUUUUGUCAGGACAGACGAGCAGAUUUGGUUCUAAUUAGUGAUCUGGAGGAGCAGGAAUUUGUCAACAAACACAUCAAAUAUUAUUAUAGUGAAAACCACGGAUACUGGAUAGGACUACAACAGGUUAACAACACCUGGACCUGGGUUACUGGACCUGUAGACACUCUUGGGUUCUGGAUGAAGCACACGGUCACCACUCCAGGACCAAAAGCUCUGGUGAUUCCAAGACAAAAUCCCUCAGAGAGCUGGAAGAAAGCAAAGAAUGGGUUUCUGAACAAAUUCAUCUGUGAGCGUGACUCUCGCCAUCCUUAAUCUAUCUAACUGCUCUCUUAAAUAUUCAUGCUGGAAUAUUAACUGUCAUUAACUUCUGUAUACAAGGUAUUACAGCAUUACUCUAAUAAUC
Messenger RNA from Gambusia affinis (western mosquitofish), 961 nucleotides. Its product is annotated as natural killer cells antigen CD94-like. The transcript has 8 exons. The coding region runs from base 106 to 870 and encodes 254 amino acids. NCBI's taxonomy places the organism in Eukaryota, Metazoa, Chordata, Actinopteri, Cyprinodontiformes, Poeciliidae. The record is from RefSeq and is a predicted model, not a curated record.